AUGGUCUUCUUACCACAAGGAAUAGACCAAAUCGACAAAAAGACCCUAGAAAUUUCAAAAGCAGACGAUGAAGUCUACACCGAUCUAAGCACACUGGGCGAAGAGCUGCCAGACCACUCGCCCAGAUUCAUCUUGCUCAGCUACCCCCUGACCAUGACAUCCGGCCGUCUAUCCGUACCCUACGUCAUGCUAUACUACCUCCCCGUAACCUGCAACAGCGAGCUCAAGAUGGUCUACGCCGGAGCAAAGGAAUUGAUGCGCAACCAAGCAGAAGUCACCCGUAUCAUCGAGAUCGACAGUGCGGAAGAGCUAGAAGAGAUUGAAGACCAACUCAGAGGAGACGAAUAG
Messenger RNA from Aureobasidium subglaciale EXF-2481, 348 nucleotides. RefSeq lists its product as uncharacterized. Gene Ontology annotation, cellular component: actin cortical patch. Lineage: Eukaryota; Fungi; Ascomycota; Dothideomycetes; Dothideales; Saccotheciaceae. The record is from RefSeq and is a predicted model, not a curated record. Gene Ontology annotation, biological process: actin filament debranching; negative regulation of Arp2/3 complex-mediated actin nucleation. The transcript has 2 exons. Bases 1 to 348 code for a protein of 115 amino acids. Gene Ontology annotation, molecular function: actin binding; Arp2/3 complex binding.